Messenger RNA from Protopolystoma xenopodis, 324 nucleotides. Lineage: Eukaryota; Metazoa; Platyhelminthes; Monogenea; Polystomatidea; Polystomatidae. The record is from the annotation of a GenBank genome assembly.
AUGGAUGGAUUGAUAGACGGGCAGACUGGUGGUCGGUUAAUUCCUAUCCAAAAACUUCCCAGAGCCUCCACACCGGAUGUACAGUACCCCGCAGGCGUUAUGAUGGCUGUUUCUGGGCUUGACACUACCACCAACCUCCUCCCCAGCAGAAACCUCUGCCUCCGUUUCCAAGCUCCUUUAAUGCCUCGGUGGCACACAUCGUGCUGCUUUUUAGAUGAGUCGCACGCACGAAGCGGACGUCGCACGAGUUUUUCUAUUUCGAUUGACUCCUCUCCAGAAUUUUUGAACACUUUACCGAGAAAAAAUAACUUUGGUCAGGCCUGA